Molecule: messenger RNA, 2404 nt
Organism: Mytilus californianus (California mussel)
Lineage: Eukaryota; Metazoa; Mollusca; Bivalvia; Mytilida; Mytilidae
Product: serine/threonine-protein kinase atr-like
Exons: 19
Coding region: 38-2404 (788 amino acids)
Source: RefSeq, a predicted model, not a curated record
GUUUAUUUUCAGGUACAUGUAUAAAUGAGAAUUCAUCAUGUCCAGAGAAGAUAUAAAUUUUGUUGUAGAGAUAUUUAAAACUUUCCAUAAAUUUACAUCGUAUGAAUGCAGGGAAAAGAUAUACAUUUUAUGGGAGACAUUCUUCACAAACACAGAAAAAGUUGCACAGUCUCUGAAAGAAAACCAGGAUAAGAGUGAGUGUUGUACAAUCCUUCAAUGGUUUCUAAUUCUAACAAAAAAUAAGAGUGAGAUAUUCCUUGCAACACCUCAGCAUCAAGGAGAUGAAACACCAGUUUUAUCACAAGUCAGGACUGAUUCAGAGGAAGAAAAAAUAUCAUUUGAGUUUUCCAAAUGGUUUAUGCGUACAUUGAUUGGAUUCCUGAGUGAAGUAGAAUUUGAGGCUACUUAUCAGAACUUAUGUAUUGACAUAGUUAAACAGCUGUUCCUUAUUUUGAAAUGGAGAAAUGGUUACUAUUACUGCACCAUGUUAACAGAAAUUGUACACAUCAUUGCAGAUUUAGUGAAAGCUAACGAUAGACUGUACGAGAGUAACAACCAUUACAGUGUGGACUUGAAAAGAUUUGUUGUUGACUUGUGUACAGUAAACUUGAGUCUUGUACCACCUGACAAGAGAGAAGAGGGUAUUCCACAAACUGUUAAAAGCCAGGUGACAUUAACAAUUAAUAGUAUUAAAAUUUGUGAAUGUCUUCAGCUAAAUGCAGUGAGGAUUUUACAGUUAGCAUCAGAUGAUAUUACCCACAUGAUAGCUAAGAGUACAUGUCAUGUAGCAUGGGGCUCAAUGUGUUGUCAUGUGGAAAUGGGAGAUCUUGUCAUGAAAAAGGAAUCAUUGAUUGUAUUGGAACGUCUAUUGAUACAUUCUGGAUUACCUACCCUUGAUAUAACAAAAUAUUUCCUGUCAUGUGUCCUAGCACUGAUAGAACUUUUAUGUUCAGGAUGUGAAGGUGGAAACAAAUGUGAGAUAUUAGACCUGGAGGAGAUGACAAGUCAGGUUAUAGACAACAUAAUUAAAGCUGACCAGAAAGAACUGAACCAAAACCACAUGUCAAUAUCACAGAUACAACAAACAUUACAGCAGAUGACUGUUGUCGUAGUAACACACCAGAUGAAAAAACUAGCUACAAACAAUAUGAAAAAUUCUGUGAUGAAGUUGAUUGUUCACUGUAUCAAUAGGUUAAAUAGUGCACAGCUUCAAGGAACAGUUUUGAAACCAGUAAUGGAGUCCUUGACAACUGCUUUGAUAAAAAUUUUAGGAACUUCAGAUAAUUGUCAGUAUCUUGUUGCUCCACUAGUUAAGUUAGUUCUUAUUGAGAUGGGGACAGUCAGUAUUAAAAUAGAAUCUACUCCAGAACAGGAAACCAGUGCUACACAGGGUUCCAGUAAACUAGCUUUAUCUCAGUUCAAAAGAAAAAGGAAAUUAGACAUGGAUGAAAAGCCAAAAAGGAGGAAAGUGACCAAAACACUGAAGUUACUAUGUCAAAAGAUACAGAUUCAAAUUGAUCAACUUGAUAAACAUCUUAAUCAGGAGUUAGCAAUACCAUUACUAGAAGGAAUACAAGUUGGAUUGGAGACUGUUUUGACAUGUUAUUAUUUGUGUGUAUGUCAAGAUAAAACAAAGACAGAUUUCAGUUACCAAGUAACAGAGGACAUGCAGUCAGUUGAUUGGUGGAUACAACCUAAAAUGCUUCAACAAUUAAAUGAGGGAUGUAUACAGUCCAUAGUAGUCAGAUGUAACCAAUGGCAACAGUCAGCAGUUACUUCCUGUUUGCUCAACAUACUUGCUAUUUGUUCAGAUUUUCUGAGACUUAAAGACACAUGUGACCUUGUUGUAGAAAUGUUACAGAAUUUUCUGUGGAUCCUAUCCUUGCCUUGGUUACCUAAUGAUCCCUCUUGGUAUGACUUGAAACCAGACCAUGUUAAGGAAAUAGCUAAUGUAGCAAGGAACUUGUCAGACAAAAUAGAAAUGACAGUGAAAUGCAGAUUGCUUGAGGGAUUGGCAUUGUUUCCCAAAGACAUGUCACCUAAAUGGAGGGUUCAUAUCUUCAAACAGGCAUUUUCUGACACAGAUUGGCAGAUUAGAAAUACAGCCAUGACAUCUUUCCCUACCUUACUUCUACAUUUAGGACCUAAUGCCAACCAUCUUGUUCAUGAUCUUAUCAGUCCUGUUAUAGAUGAUAAAAGUAAGGAAGUUCAGUUAUCAUUGGCCAAUAAUGUUGGGAUUUUAGCCUGUGUUGUUUGCAGGAAGGCUGUUCUUAGGUUCAAAUCUGAUGAGCUGAAAAAUCCUUUUUAUGAGUCAUUUGAGAUACAGUGUUUGUCAUGUGAUAACUUGAAAGGUAUUAAAAACUGCAUAAAUUGUCAAAUUUUCCAAGUUAAAAGUUUUGGUUAA